Messenger RNA from Eurytemora carolleeae, 833 nucleotides. RefSeq lists its product as uncharacterized. The record is from RefSeq and is a predicted model, not a curated record. The transcript has 13 exons. NCBI's taxonomy places the organism in Eukaryota, Metazoa, Arthropoda, Copepoda, Calanoida, Temoridae. The coding region runs from base 1 to 816 and encodes 271 amino acids.
AUGUCGGAUCAAUAUAAGAGUGCUAAUGUACUGGAUAUAUGUAACUGCACCACAAUUAUUAUAUCCAGUAGUAACCCAUCAACUAUUAGUAUACAUUCUGGAGAGUUAGGACAGUAUACUUUAGUAGGGGUAAAGGCUGGCAGACCUUUUUAUAAACACACAAGCAAUAGAUUUUUCUUGUAUUACCAUGAAGGAAGAGGAGGAAAUUGGCUGGUCAAUGAAACACCAGGACUAGUUUAUGGAGGAAUUCAGAACUCAAAGGACUAUCCCAUAUGUCCUUAUUUGUUAUCAACAGUCUGGCAGUAUGGAGAUAGCAAGCUAGAGGGUUGGGUUUAUGACACUUCUCUUCAGGUGACAUGUCCAGAAGAUCCCUGUUCAAUUCUUAAAUGUGGCUUCAGAGCUCAAUGCCAGAUUACCAGUGGGAGAGCUUCCUGUAUAUGCAGGCCAGGGUACACGGGGAACCCGUACACAAGGUGCUAUCCUAACCUUGGCUCAUGUACUUGUAAACAUUUACACCUGAGUACAACAGGUCCUGCUCUAGUGCAUCAGAGAGAUAAAAUAGGUGAUUAUUAUUUGUGGGGAGAAUAUAACGAGAAACCAGUAUACCAACAUUAUAGUGGACUUGACUUCAUUUACUUCCACAAGAAUCAAGUAUGGGGAGUAGGUCCAAAGGUUGGUGGGAAAAAGGUUGGACUUCUAAACUUUAGUAUGGUGGACUGCCCGUACACAACAAAAGAGAUAUGGCAGUACGGUACACAGAAUCCGGGAGAUUUGAGACAACUGGAUACAUUAUUGAAAUUGGAAUGUGUUGAAUAAAGAAUAGAAAUAAAAAA